Messenger RNA from Tripterygium wilfordii, 2039 nucleotides. Its product is annotated as aspartic proteinase 39. Gene Ontology annotation, molecular function: aspartic-type endopeptidase activity. The record is from RefSeq and is a predicted model, not a curated record. NCBI's taxonomy places the organism in Eukaryota, Viridiplantae, Streptophyta, Magnoliopsida, Celastrales, Celastraceae. The transcript has 11 exons. Gene Ontology annotation, biological process: proteolysis. The coding region runs from base 192 to 1673 and encodes 493 amino acids.
UGUUCAUCUUUUCUAUGAAGGAAGUGGGGUAGAAUGCACGCAUGUUCUUCGCCUGUGGUAAUGGUAAUUGAAGGAUAAUCCAGACUUUUCAGGCCAAGAAACAAAACCUGGAGUGUUCAGCGAGAAGCAUUUCCAAGUUGAUCUCCCUCAUUAGUUUCCCUCUCCAAGAACUCAAAAGAGUACCCAACCAAAUGCGGUUCUUGCAUACUUUUCUUCUCCUGGUUGUGGGUUUUGCCACUGUGACUGUGGUGUACUGCGCGAGCUUUCUCCCUCUGGAGAGGACUUUCCCCUUGAACCGCCCAGUCGAGAUCGACAGACUUAAAACUCGAGACCUAGUCAGGCACGCCCGACUCUUGCAGAGAGUGUCUGUUGGCGGUAUUGUCGACUUCCCUGUUGAAGGUUCCUCCGAUCCCUUCCAAGCCGGGCUUUACUUUACGAAAGUGAAACUGGGCUCUCCUCCCAGAGAGUUCAAUGUGCAGAUUGAUACCGGAAGUGAUGUAUUGUGGGUUAACUGCAAUUCCUGCAGUGACUGUCCACAAUCAAGUGCACUUGGGAUUCAGCUUAAUUUCUUUGAUGCUGCUAGCUCGUCUACUGCUGGCUUGGUUGCUUGUUCAGAUCCAAUUUGCACUUCAGCAGUUCAAACCACAGCAACUGAGUGUUCUUCUCAGAAUAAUCAGUGCGGUUAUGCUUUUAAAUAUGGAGAUGGAAGUGGGACUUCGGGUUUUUAUAUCUCUGAUACCUUUCGUUUUGACGCUAUUUUGGGGGAUUCUUUAAUUUCUAAUGCUUCGGCGCUUAUUGUUUUUGGUUGUAGCACCUAUCAAUCUGGAGACUUGACUAAAACAGAUAAAGCAGUUGAUGGGAUUUUUGGCUUUGGCCAAGGGGAUCUGUCAGUUAUCUCUCAAUUGUCAUCUCGAGGAAUAACACCAAGAGUGUUCUCCCAUUGCUUGAAAGGAGAGGGCAAUGGAGGGGGUAUACUGGUUCUUGGUGAGAUUUUGGAGCCUGGGCUUGUUUAUAGCCCGCUUGUCCCUUCCCAGCCACAUUAUAACUUAAAUCUGCAGAGCAUUGCUGUCAACGGCCAGUUGCUUCCCAUUGACCCAGCAGUUUUUGCGACAGAAAAUAACCGGGGAACUAUUGUUGACUCUGGUACAACAUUGGCAUACCUUGUGGAAGAAGCUUAUGAUCCGUUUGUCAGUGCUGUAACUAGCACUGUUUCACAGUUAGCAACUCCCACCAUUUCCAAUGGAGACCACUGUUACCUAGUCCCCACCAGCAUAUCCGACAUAUUUCCUCCAGUCAUUUUAAAUUUUGCUGGUGGUGCAUCCAUGGUGUUAAAGCCAGAAGAGUACCUUACACACCGUGGAUCCUACGAUGGCGCUGCGAUGUGGUGCAUGGGGUUUGAGAAAUCUCAGGGAGGAAUAACAAUAUUAGGAGAUCUUGUUCUAAAAGAUAAGAUUAUUGUUUACGAUCUGGCUCGUCAACGAGUUGGCUGGGCUAGUUAUGACUGUUCAUUAGCUGUAAAUGUCUCCAUGACUUCUGGUAAAGAUCAGUUUGUCAAUGCAGGACAGCUGAGCAUGAGCAUUUCAUCAAGAGAGAUGGUCUUUCAGCUGCUACCUCUGAGGAUUAUGACACUCCUAGUGCACACAUUUGUGUUUACGAUCUGCGAAUUCUUGUAAUUCAAAAAUACAUAUCGGUAUGGCCCAUUUUCCAUUUUUUGAUAUUGGAGAGGCAUACAGCUUCAUUCAGGUUGUCGUAAAGUUACUGCUUCAGUGUCAUAUAAUUCUUGCUGGUCCUGAUUGCCAGCGCACAAGACAUCUUUCUCUAACUGCAAAUUCUGCUUAGCAUCUCCAGAAGUGUAAAAAUUAUUUGUGGUCCUAGGUGAUUGUUGUACCAUUACAUCGUCGUAGAGUUAGAAAUGUAGAUGAUACUGAUGUUCAACCUGCAGGUCAAUUUUGUGAACUUUCUUUGGGUAUUAUUUGUGGACCUUUUGGAUCACAACUCACAAGAUGUAUCUUAAUAGAUGCUUUCUACUUUCCGUUCUA